AUGCCUUCAGCAGAUGAAAUAGAGGACAUUGAGGAGCUGCCAUCUGAGAACGAAAAGCCACGCCGCUAUGCGACUCGUGCGACGAACGACCCACACCCUGGCCGUACAUCAGGCCUCGCCAAGAAGACACAAGCCGAAAUCAGUAGGGAUGCGAAGCGAAAGCGCGACGACAAGAAAGCUGAGUACCUUCGCAAGGAGGCUGAGCUAGAGCAGCGGAGGCUUGAGAUGAACGAGCACAUGAAGAAGCUGGCCGAGCUUGAGCGCGAUCUCAAGGCAAGCCGAGGGAAGACCACCAUGGAGAAGCUGCUGGAGGACGAGGAGAUGUUAGAAGUGGAUGCAGUUGAGGACCGAGACGUCAUGGCGCAAAUGUCCUCCAAAUCGGACGAAGGUGAAGACGCCGACGUUGAAGACCGCGAGCUACAAAGCUUCUGCAAUACGGAUGAGGAUGCUUCAUCACAAUCAGCAGACGGGGCUAGUUCCGACGACAGGGUACCUACCGGCGCGAAGAGGAAGUCCAGUGGGUUGAAGGCCCCUAAGCAGAAGAAGAAGAAGAAGACAGCCAAGGAGGUCCGGGAUGGGGUGUUGGCUGAUGUCGAGAAAGCGAAGAAGAAGUUGAGUGCGCCGGAGGUCGCUGAGCAGUCAUCCACACGUCGUUCCAAGGCGACCUCCAAGUCGACGGCCAAGUCAACGCCUACCUCUACCUCUAAGUCAAAAUCUACUGGUGCUGCUACAGCGAAGUCUUCGACGUCCUCUUCCAGAGCUACUUCCAUUUCUGUCGAGCCAAUCAUGGGAUUGAAGGCUGAUUGGCAAUCCGCCGUCUCGCGCCGUUCGCAAACCCCAGCAGCCAAGUCCCAAGCCGGUCCUUCCAUGCGAGUUGGAUCACCCGCGGUACCGUCAUCCAGUCAGGGCACCCCCGCACCAAAGAAUUCGGCUGCAGCUCAUCGCGCAGCGAACGCCAAACGUACCCGGCGCACAAACUCGAUCGAGUACAUCGGCGGGUUCACCGAUGACGAUGUGACAGUCAGCCUACCUACCGCGCGACGUGGCUCCACCCAGCUCGCGCAGGUUGUUUCGAGUAGGGAACGGGAUGAGAGCGAAGAGCAGGAUGCAGAGCCUGAGGGGACGAAGAAGAAACGACGGGCAAAGGGCACUGUUUCGGAGGAGAAGUCGCUUGCGGUAAAUUCCUUGCCUCUGUUCAUCCGCCCACACUGGAAGACAGUCUAUCUUCCUACGAUGCUUCAACUAAUUGGUGAAACCGAACACCCUUGGGUGUACGCGAGGGGCAAAACCUCCUCCAAUGGCGACGACAAUCUCCUUAUCACCCUCGUGCAGAAACUGUUGGACUCGUUCUGGCCGAAGGAACAUUACAACGUCACUGGAAGAGACAAGAUAUUUAAGAUUGCACGUCAGGCAGUGAUCGACUGGCGUGGCCGCUUUGCCACGCGGAUCAAGACAGCCGUCAAGCAAGAGCUCACCAAGCGGGGCUCAGCUGCAAACAUCCGCGCAUUCGUGGAGAGCGCGCUGUCGCGCAGCACUGGGCUGGCGUUCUGGGCGACGUACGACGCCGAUACCGAUACUGCAAGCGGCGCGCUACAAUCCCCAUACGUGCUGAAGUCAUUCGCAACACAUCUCGCUGCGAUACAAGGCAGUCGCAUCAAGCCCCACGAAACAAAGCCGGCCCGUGGUGCGCUCGCACUUGCGGCAACUGCGGUACAGUAUGUCUUCGCUACGUGGAAAACAGGCGCUCUCAACAAGGCCCUGAGCUUCAGCGGCGAUACCUAUGGCCCUGUCACGGAGUACUGGCACACGAAGUCAGUUGCGAAGAUGAUCGCCCGCGGCAAGUACAAUCGGUGUGUUGACUUGGCCACUCCACAUAUUGAGGCGUCGUGGAUGCCACGCACGGUAGACGAUGACGAUGAUAUCUCUGUCUGCGAUCCCGAGACCGAUCCCGAGGACAACGUUCGAUAG
Messenger RNA from Rhodofomes roseus, 1968 nucleotides. RefSeq lists its product as uncharacterized. The transcript has 7 exons. The record is from RefSeq and is a predicted model, not a curated record. Lineage: Eukaryota; Fungi; Basidiomycota; Agaricomycetes; Polyporales; Fomitopsidaceae. Bases 1 to 1968 code for a protein of 655 amino acids.